Amorphotheca resinae ATCC 22711 is the source of this 1478-nucleotide messenger RNA. RefSeq names its product glycosyltransferase family 8 protein. Gene Ontology annotation, molecular function: glycosyltransferase activity. The coding region runs from base 1 to 1047 and encodes 348 amino acids. The record is from RefSeq and is a predicted model, not a curated record. The transcript is spliced from 3 exons. NCBI's taxonomy places the organism in Eukaryota, Fungi, Ascomycota, Leotiomycetes, Helotiales, Amorphothecaceae.
AUGAAGAAACGCGCCCCGACGCGACAAGGCUCUCUCCGGGAACGGAUACCGAGGUCCGAGGAUGCAAGCAUGCAGUUUUCGAUGGAUGAGAGGAUUGAGGACUGCUUGCUUACGAUCGGGGCGCUCGAAUAUGUGGUCUGGACCACCCUCAUAACCAACACGAAAUACCUCUCAGGGCUCCUCACCCUCGACUACAGUCUUAAGAAGCACAAGUCGAAAUACCCGCUCGUCGCCCUCUACACCGAUGCCUUCCCCGCCGAAGGCCACGCCGCGCUCGAAGCCCGCGGCAUCCCCAAGCAGCGCAUCGAGUACCUCCUCCCGAAGAACGGCAAGGACUACUCGGCCGACCCGCGCUUCUACGACUGCUGGUCCAAACUAACCCCCUUCAGCCUGGUCGAGUACGAGCGCGUCGUCCAGCUCGACAGCGACAUGCUGGUCACCCAGAACAUGGACGAGCUGAUGGAAAUCGAGCUGGAUCCGCCCAGCAUGGCGGGCAAGGGGAAGCGCGUCUUCGCCGCUGGCCACGCCUGCGUCUGCAACCCGUUGAAGAAACCGCAUUAUCCUAAAGACUGGAUCCCCUCGAACUGCGCCUUCACCAGCCAGCACUCCACUCCCGACCUAGCUCAAACCACCGCUCCCUCCCCCGAAGUCGGGCCCCUCGGAUUCAUGAACGGGGGGCUCCAGGUCGUGAACCCGUCUCGCGCCGUCUACGACCUGAUCCUCGCGCACCUCGAAUCCGACGCCGUCAUCGACAUGGAUUUCGCCGACCAGUCAUUACUAUCGGACCUCUUCCGGGGCUGCUGGGUUCCGCUGCCGUAUAUAUAUAAUGCGCUGAAGACGCUGCGGUGGGAGGGCGUCCAUGCGGAGAUUUGGAGGGAUGACAAGGUUAAGAAUGUGCAUUAUAUCUUGGCGCCGAAGCCGUGGGAUGAGGUUGAUGAGGAGGGGAAUAAUAUCUCAAAGGACCCGACGCAUGCUUGGUGGGUGAGCGCAAAUAAGGAGAGGUUGGCGUUGGAAAAGAAGGAAGGGGUGAAGGUUGAUGGGUUUUAGGCGGGGUCCGUCGCCAUCUGGUUAUUUUGGUGUUGUGGGGUGGUGUGGAGUCCAGCAGACACCCCGUGAGGUUCUGGGUUCGAAAGUGCCAUCAUCAGGCUAGACACUGAUGUUUGUAUUUGCAUACGUCUAGCGGGAGAGAGACAAUGUUUAGCGCCAAGUUCCACAUGUGUUUUGAGGGUAUCAUUACUUUCUUCUCCAAGCUACAGGCCGAUAACUACCUAUGUUAUACAUUUAUCUCCCACAGUAUGGUGCCAUUUGCAACGCCAACCAAUGCUUCAUCCGUGCUAAUCCUUCACAUCAUCUUACAUCCUACUGUCAACCUCAGCGAGCCAAGCCUUAGCAAGAUCCUUAGCUAAUCCAAGUCGAAGUAUCCUAAGCACAUCUUCCGCUGAAGUGCUCGCCGAGAUCCCCUGUCGCCAGUCCCAUCC